Messenger RNA from Phycodurus eques (leafy seadragon), 1667 nucleotides. It is a transcript of the gene zfpl1, whose product is annotated as zinc finger protein-like 1. NCBI's taxonomy places the organism in Eukaryota, Metazoa, Chordata, Actinopteri, Syngnathiformes, Syngnathidae. The record is from RefSeq and is a predicted model, not a curated record. The transcript is spliced from 8 exons. Bases 158 to 1141 code for a protein of 327 amino acids. Gene Ontology annotation, cellular component: Golgi apparatus.
CAGGAAGACGGCGGCAGCCACACUCAAGUUAACUCAUGACACAUCCCUCACGCAUCGUUCCUUCGUUUAAAUCUCCUCAUCGAACAGGGUGAAUGUCAUCCUUGCAACAUUCCCUCAAGCCACCUGGACUUGUUUGAAGUCGUUCUCACAGGAGGCUAUGGGUCUCUGCAAGUGUCCAAAGAGAAAGGUGACCAAUUUAUUCUGCUUUGAGCAUCGUGUAAAUGUGUGCGAGCAUUGCCUCGUCUCCAACCACAACAAGUGCAUUGUACAAUCUUAUCUGCAAUGGCUUCAGGACAGCGAUUAUAACCCAAACUGUCCUCUGUGCAACAAUCAGCUGAUUGCUGAAGACACCGUCAGACUCAUCUGCUACGAUGUUUUUCACUGGUCCUGUCUCAACGACUUGGCUUCCCGGCUGCCCCUGCAUACGGCUCCGGCGGGCUACCAGUGCCCCAGCUGUCAGGGUCCGGUGUUCCCCCCACCCAACCUGGCCAGCCCGGUUGCCGAUGUGCUUAAAGAGCAGCUGUCGUCUGUUAACUGGGCUCGAGCGGGUUUAGGUUUGCCACUGAUUGAUGGGCCGGUCCACGUCUGUCAGGAGGCCACGGCUAAUGAUGAUACAGAUUACACUGACUGGUCAUCAUUUGAUGCACAAGACCAAAGUCACAUUUACCACAGCCACGCGUACAAUGCCAGCCUCAGCCAAACGCCAAACACUGUUUCAUCCCCAGCGGAGGACAACGUUGGGCUUCCUCAUAAGAAUGGAGAUUCAAAUAUACAAGAUCACUCGGUCGUCAACUUUCCAGAGGCUACUGAAUGCGACACCAUUACGAUUCACACAGGAUCAUCCCCCAGAAAGAUCUAUGACACACGCGACAACAGCUUUGUCACACAGAUGGACUUUGAUGAUGAUAAAUACAGACGACGACCAGCGUUGGGCUGGUUUGCUCAAAUUCUCAAGAACCGCACAGGCACAAAGCGGGCGUCUCUGUCCUGGAAACAGCGGGUCUUCAUGCUGCUUUUGGUUGGAGUGCUGGGAUUCUUUACUUUGAUUAUCAUCAUGGCUAAACUUGGACGUGCCUCCGCUAGUUCAGACCCAAAUUUAGAUCCGCUUCUAAACCCACACAUCCGCGUCGGUAAGAACUGAAAUCAGGCAUCGAUUACUUAUUUUUACCCACUUCAGUGUUGCACACCAUUCACGCUGUAUCGUGUAGAAAAAGGCUCAUGGGACUGUAGUACACGAUUUGGCCAGCAGAGGGAGCCAUUUGCCCAUCGGGCGUGAACUGACAAUUGGAGGCAAUCCCUUAAUGCUGUUUCACAUCACAAACGAGUUCUUCUUCCCGUUAAGGACCAGCGAAGCUGUAGUCAGGUGAAUAGGCCUAAUGGGGGCAAUAUUUAUACUUACCAGUAGACUUACUAAUACAUAAACAUUUAAAAGUCCAUAUUGUUGAAACCUUCUCUCUGAUGUGUAUAAUUAUGACAAAAACACUUCCAUGUUAAUUAUAUAAGUGCAGUGCAUCAAAACUGGAGUCAAACACCUGAUUAUUAACACUUUUGCGUGUCUGUUUUUUUUGGGGGGGAAAUUGAGUGCUUUUAGAUAAUCUAUUUACAUCUUUCUGCUUUUUUGGGGUUCUUUUUUUGAUUGUCCAUUAAAUGGGAAUAAUGCAGACUUU